Molecule: messenger RNA, 5967 nt
Organism: Leucoraja erinaceus (little skate)
Lineage: Eukaryota; Metazoa; Chordata; Chondrichthyes; Rajiformes; Rajidae
Product: disks large homolog 2-like
Exons: 25
Coding region: 765-3395 (876 amino acids)
Biological process (GO): chemical synaptic transmission
Cellular component (GO): neuromuscular junction; neuron projection; postsynaptic density membrane
Molecular function (GO): kinase binding
Source: RefSeq, a predicted model, not a curated record
CCGAAUGGUGGAUCCAAACGCCACUCAACGGCAACGCGAGCUGCUUCCGUUAGCGAGCGGGUGCCGCUUGGCUGCGACCGACCGUUGGGCGAGAAUCGGAGCCAGAGGGAGAGGCGGGCGGAGACGGGCAGAGCGGGAGCCGGCAGCUCCCCUGGUGCACGCACCUAUACAAGUAUUGCCUUUCACUGGGAGACACAAACAGUUGCACGGGAUGGUGGGUAUGGCCACCAUGAGCAGCUUCUACAAGGAAUGAGAAAUUGAUAUGAAAACAACACAAUAUAUUGCACUUUGAAUGUCUGGACGCUUAGUGCGGGCAUCUGCUGCAGUUUUUCCCCCCAGUACAUCUUCGCUCCUGGCUCGGUCAAACAGCGCAUCGACACCUGACUGCAAAUCCUAACAAGCUGCCAAAAUAAAUAAUUGGGGAAAAGAAAACAGAUUGUCAUCCCGGAAAGGAAUAGCAUGGAAUAAACACGAUCUUUGAACAUAUCGAUUUGGAUAUUAAAAGUUGUGAAGAUUGCGUCUUUCCCAUUAAAAUAAUCGAAUCCUUGUGAGAUUGGACUGGAUUGAAUUAUCGCAAUAUAGCAUCUGGAAAUUUAUUUUCUCCAGUUUUAAAAUAGUUUCUUCAUGAAGUUUUUAUCCGAAGUUUUCUUGAUGUGGGCAUGUGUGUGUGCGUAAUAGAGAGAGUGGGUUGUUUCUAUUAGAACAGUCAUUGGGCAUUCGUUACGAAGGAGGUUUAACUAUUGACGGUGCGUGACAGCAGUUUGAUGGGAGUGAGAAGAGGAAAACACGAGCCGUGUCGGGUGCCAGCAUCUCGAGAGCUGGAGAAAGUUGAUGCUAAUAAAAAACAAACCCCACAUUCUGAAAGAAAAAUGCCAGUGAAAAAACAAGAUACCGAACGGGCUCUACUGCUUCUUCAGGACUACUGCUCAAAACUGAAGAAACCAGAGGAAAGACAACUGAAGAUAGCAGUUGAAAGAGUUAUAAAUAUCUUCCGAAGUGGCUUGUUUCAAGCACUACUAGAUAUACAAGAAUUCUAUGAGGUAACAUUACUCAACGCACACACAAGUUUUGAGCAGAAGACUGCUGAAGUUAAUCAAGUGGUAGAACAAUGGGAAGAAACAAAUUCUCCGAUGAUGAUCACCCAAAAGAUGGAUUCAAAGCCUAUUGGGUCAGAACAAGACUCAUUGACAAGAGGGGAGGACGAAACUGAUGAACCCAAAGAAGAACUGUCAUCAAAAUUACAUGAACCAUGGGAACAUUUCGAGAAAUAUCACUAUCAAGAUGAGGAUUCACCACCAAAUGAUUACAGCUUACCCCGUCUAACCAAUGAUGUCAAAGGCCCUGAGCUUGUUCAUGUCUCUGAGAAGAAUUUAUCACAGAUUGAAAACAUCCUUGGAUAUGUAUCACAUGCUCAUAUAUCUCCAUUAAAGGUUCAUCCCUGUGAUGUACAAGCCCAGCUCCUUGACUUGACUGACAUGGAAGAACAGCCCUAUGAUCUGGAAUUUGAAGAUGCUGUGAACUUUAAAGAAGGCACAGAAUCCCAUCAGGCAAGUCCUGCUCCCAUUAUUGUCAACACAGAAGCACUGGAGACGGUUCCCUAUGUCAAUGGAACCGAAAUAGAAUAUGAAUUUGAAGAAAUCACAUUGGAACGAGGUAAUUCUGGCCUGGGGUUCAGUAUUGCAGGAGGCACAGAUAAUCCUCAUAUUGGAGAUGACCCUGGGAUAUUUAUUACUAAAAUUAUACCCAGUGGAGCCGCAGCUGAAGAUGGACGGCUCAGUCUUUACUGCAUCCUCUCCGUUGCAAGUACAUCCAAGGCAAGUUAUUCCCCUCCAAUAGAGAACCAUUUCUACUCUUCAAAUGUGAAUAAUAAUACAUUGGAUCACAAGUCUUCACUGCCACAAAUUACUUCGGGAAGAUAUUCUCCAAUUCCAAACUAUAUGCUUGAAGAUGAAGAAGAAGAGGAGGAAGAAGAAGAGGAAGACAUUAACAGGGAGCCCAGAAAUUUUGUACUGCACAGAGGAGCCAGUGGAUUGGGCUUUAACAUCGUUGGGGGUGAAGAUGGUGAAGGGAUAUUUAUCUCGUUCAUCCUGGCAGGUGGACCAGCAGAUCUUAGUGGGGAGCUGCAAAGAGGUGACCAGAUUCUCUCAGUAAAUGGGAUGGAUAUUCGUGUGGCCACACAUGAACAGGCUGCAACAGCUCUGAAGGGAGCUGGCCAGGUUGUGAAUAUGAUUGUUCAAUAUAAGCCUGAAGAGUACAGCCAUUUUGAGGCAAGAAUCCAUGACUUGCGGGAACAGAUGUUAAAUCACAGUAUGAGUUCUGGAUCUGGCUCCUUAAGAACCAACCAGAAGCGCUCAUUAUAUGUAAGAGCUCUAUUUGACUAUGACAAAACCAAGGACAGUGGUCUUCCGAGUCAAGGUCUUAGCUUCAUAUACGGUGAAAUUUUACAUGUUAUCAACGCGUCUGAUGAUGAAUGGUGGCAGGCACGAAGAGUUACACCAGAAGGAGACAGUGAAGAGAUGGGUGUCAUACCGAGCAAAAAAAGAGUUGAAAGGAAAGAACGAUCUAGACUUAAAACUGUGAAAUUCAAUGCCAACCCUGGAGUGAUUGAUUCCAAAGGGUCAUUCAAUGACAAGCGUAAAAAGAACGUCAUCUUUUCACGAAAAUUCCCAUUCUACAAGAACAAGGACAACAGUGAGCAGGAAGCCAGUGAUCCAGAACAACAUGUUACUUCAAAUGCCAGUGAUAGUGAAAGCAGCUUCAGAGGCCCAGAAGACUGCAUUCUUUCAUAUGAACCAGUCACACAGCAAGAGAUUAAUUACAGUAGACCUGUCAUUAUCUUGGGUCCAAUGAAAGAUCGGGUUAAUGAUGAUCUAAUAUCAGAAUUCCCAGACAAAUUCGGCUCAUGUGUUCCACAUACCACAAGACCAAAGCGUGAUUAUGAAAUGGACGGAAGAGACUAUCACUUUGUUACUUGUAGAGAUCAGAUGGAAAAGGACAUCCAAGAACACAAAUUCAUUGAAGCAGGACAAUAUAAUGAUAAUCUAUAUGGAACUAGCGUCCAAUCUGUAAAAUAUGUGGCUGAAAGGGGCAAGCAUUGCAUACUUGAUGUUUCAGGCAAUGCCAUAAGACGUUUACAACUUGCACAACUUUAUCCCAUUGCUAUUUUUAUCAAGCCCAUGUCUGUGGAUUCACUAUUGGAAAUGAAUAAACGCCUGACAGAAGAGCAAGGCAAAAAGACAUUUGAAAGAGCUUUAAAACUAGAACAGGAAUUUGGAGAACAUUUUACAGCAAUAGUACAAGGAGAAAACUUGGAAUCAAUUUACGACCAGUGCAAACUAGCUAUUGAGGAACAGGCGGGCCCGUUCAUCUGGGUUCCCUCAAAGGAGAAAUUGUGAAUCAGCCACGGAUGUGAAGCUGGCCAGAACACCUGUUCAGAUUUUGACUUUUUUGGGUUUUAAUUACAUUUUCAUCUUUAUCCAUGUGCACAAUCAUGAAUGUACUUUUGAGUUAGAAGCUCAAUAGGACGUUUCUACACAGUUCGGAACUGUGUUCACAGGUGGAAGGGUUUGAAUGGGGCAAGGGCAUGCAAAAGGCAGGCAAGUCAAUGUUUGGCAAAAAAACAAGGGAUUCUGGAAUAUCAUGGAUGAUCAUACAGCAUUAGCAUAUCUAAGCCAUAAGUGUAUUACAUUCUUGCAUAGGUUUCACCCUUAUUAUAACUAAAUAGGCAAAGCAGGGACUCUUGUACUUAGUCUUAUUCUCUGACAGAGAAGUGCCCAGCUUUUCAACAUCCACAAGCCUUUGUGCACUUAUGAUUGCUAAGCUUCAGAUUUUAUAACUAUGCAGAUAGAAUUCAUCACAUAAUUUUAUAUAAACACUUUUUUGCCGAGACUAAACAUUAUAUAAAGAUGAACUCGCAUCUAUGAAAUCCAAAUUAAAAGUAUGUUCAAGUAUCUAACACAUUUUCGAAUGUGUCUAAUUUGACAACUGGUUAAAAUCAAAAUAAACUUCAAAACUUAUAUUAUACAUUUUAAUAUUUUUAUUCAGUAGUUGUUGAAAUAAUAAUUUAUAGUAAAGAAUAUAUAAUACUGUAAAUUGCAAGGUCUAUUGUUUAUGUUCCGUGACUGGAGAUAUAAUUAUGAGGAGAUAUAGGAAUGAGGGCAAUUUGUGAUUAAUUUUAUGGAGUAAAGUCUAAAUGAACAGAAAAUCAACUGAUUUGUGUAAAUUCACUGCCAUCUCCAACUGUUGCCAGUGAAAAUUCACUUAAUUUAUUUUCCUUAUGUAGUAAGCAUGCAGCGUGGAAUUUUAUCCUCCUAUUAGUCAAUGUUAAUUUAUGUGCUCUGCAUUAUCGUUUAAAUAUUAAGAACUGUGGCUAAGUACAAUCAAAACGUCAUAUCCUAUGUAGCCAUAGCUAUGUUUUAUUACUUUAAUUUAAUCUAAUUUAUUAUUUGGUAUUUGGUUCUGCGCUUUAUGGCUGUUUAUACUUGAAAGCGGCUAUUGCAAAUCUUCAAAACUUACCCUAUAUCUUUUUUUUAAGCUAGAAUUUAAUUUUCUGUAAUAUUGAGUGAUUUGUACUGUACAGACCGAUGUAUUUAAAGUGCACUGUAUGGUUAUGCUUGUCCUGUACUGGUUUGAUCAUGGUUAAAUACAGCUUUAGCCUAUAGUACAAAUUUAAAAUACUCCAUAGCUAUUACAGGUGCAAUAAGCAGUGGAUUUUAAACUCUUGAAUGCUCUUAUCUAUUUUACCAUCUCCCUUUAUUUGACCUUUAGGGUGCCCUCUCUGCUCUUACCAACAUGCAUUCUCAGGAUAGUUACUGGGAGAAUAUUUCUGGGGGUUAGGGAGGGUAAAUGGGUAUGGAAUAAACAAACUGACCCAUCAGUGAAGCUUUCAAUUCAAUUUGACCAGCUACUUGCAGAACAUUUAUUAAUUAUUUGUCCAUAAUGUUAGAAUUCUCAGGAGUUAAUCUUACAGCAUUUGGGUCCUGCAGAUCUUGACUUUAAGCUCCUAUGGAGUUCCAUCUUUUCCACCAGUAUAUAUGUGAGCUAAUUAUCCAAAAAUCUCCAAAGCAAAGCUUCAUAUUUAUUGUGUUUGUAGUGUUAAUUUAUUUAUAGGAUUAACUAAUAUACUUUUGCAUUAGUUGUUAAAAAUUUGCAAUAUAGUUUGUAUUUUUGACCUUCAUCACCUGGACUUUAUAUGGAAUGACCAAUAUGCCAUUGUCCCCUUUAUAUGAUCUUAAAUUAAUCUAUUCAAGGAAGGGAGAAGAUUCAUGGAGUACAAGUUUGAUUGUGAUGGGAAUCUCAGAGAUCCUAUAUAUAUAUUUUUACAAGGAGUAAAAUUGUAUGCCUCUACGUUUUUUAAAAGCCUGAAUGAAAGUACUCCAAAUAUUCCUUUGUGUCAAAUUCUGGGAACUUGAAAGGGUUUGGAUCUAUUGGUUUUAUCAUAAUUAAAUAACCAGAGGAAUUUAAUGCUUUUGCACAUAUUGUAAUUUUAUGCUGAAAAGUAAUAUAACCAGAGGGACAGUCUUUGUUUCAAAACAUGCAGAUUUCUCCCUGAAACUACACUACCUAUUGUAGUUGGAUGAAACUGAAGAAGAAGCUCCACUGCUGGACCACACUUACAGUUGCCUGUAUAAAGGAUUUUACAAUACAGAUUAGUUACCUAUUGAUUGUACAUAAUCAAUUCUAUCCAUUCCGUUUGUGUAAAAGAAUAAAGAAUUUAGUUGUACAUUUAACAAUAUAAAUAAGUACUCAUGUUUGUUUAUGUUUUAAAAAUUAAAGUAUUGUUUAUGGCACAUAAACUCGCUCUUGUAUAAACUGCAAUUGAUCAUGCUCCAUGUUUUUAAAUCGCAUUUUGGCUGCACUAUUUCACAAUGAACCUGCAAAAUCUUAGUUCAAUAAAGCCACUUCUCUGUAUCAUGCUAUGUGCAUAUUUAGUUCUGAUGUGCUGCACUGUUAAUUAUCUGCCUGCCU